This is a messenger RNA of Lepisosteus oculatus (spotted gar), 4861 nucleotides long. It is a transcript of the gene dennd11, whose product is annotated as DENN domain containing 11. Lineage: Eukaryota; Metazoa; Chordata; Actinopteri; Semionotiformes; Lepisosteidae. The record is from RefSeq and is a predicted model, not a curated record. Gene Ontology annotation, cellular component: cytoplasm.
AAAUGCCCUGUGCACUCCGGCUGGAUCUGUGAGAAUCAUCAGUGCUCGUACGAGUAGGAAAAGUCAACAGCGAUCGUCACCGGGUUUAUAUAACUUGCGGUCAGUUGGACCGAAACGUUACAUUACAGAGGUGUUAUUUCCGUGAGCAGUCCAGAGACACCUACCCAACUUUAUCCACAGAUCCAAGUACAGUAUUAAAGGGUCCAGCGAGAUGGUAGAGCAGUCGGACCGAGCUCCGCUGCUCGACUGGGAAGAAACCCCAGCGGCCGAACUGGGUCCUGCAGCUCCGCAGGACAAGGUUCCGGAACCGAGCCCUGCCAGCUGCAGGGCGCUGGGCAGCACGGCGCCGGGCACGGGGUGGAGUACGAGCCCAGGCGGUCCGGCAGCCGGAGCAGCAGCUGUUAGAGGAGAAGCGGACAGCGAGGUAGGAGCGGUACACAGGGGGCCGUGCUGGGAUGCGCUGAGCCCAGUCAGAGAGAGUCCCACAUACCCCGACUGGGAGUCCGGAAUCGCCGUGAAGAAUCAAAGGGCUCCCAACUGGGAGGAAAAAGACCAAAUCGUGGCAGUUUUCGUGGUGACUUUUGAUACCAGAUCGGGCAAUAUCGUGGAAUGGUGUUUGCCUCGGGAUAUAAAUCUUGACGGUGUGGAGUUCAAAUCUAUGGCCAGUGGGUCACAUAGAGUUGCCUCAGACUUCAUAUAUUUCCGUAAAGGCAGCUACUUUGGUCUGGCAUGCUUUGCCAACAUGCCGGUGGAGAGUGAGCUGGAGAGGGGUGCCCGAAUGAAGUCUGUGGGGAUUCUGUCACCAUCCUAUACCCUGCUGUACAGAUACAUGCAUUUUCUGGAGAACCAAGUCAGGCAUCAGCUAGAGGUACCAGGACACUACUCUCAGUUAGAGGCCUUUUACGAAGACAAGAAAGGGGUUCUACCAAUGGGAAACGGAGCAACUACCUCACUCCAACCAGGGCCCUGGGUACCCACUGUCAACAGGUGCAUGCACCCCGAAAUGAAGAUUACUCACCCGGCAGGCUGCAUGUCCCAGUUCAUCAAAUUUUUUGGGGAACAGAUCAUGAUCCUGUGGAAGUUUGCAUUACUACGGAAACGGAUCCUCAUCUUCUCUCCGCCCCCUGUGGGAGUGGUCUGUUACAGAGUGUACUGCUGCUGCUGCUUGGCCAAUGUCUCUCUCCCUGGAGUGGGCCUGUCUGUGCCAGAGUUCCGCCCUUUCUUCUACAUUAACGUCGCCGAUAUCGAAGCCCUGGAGACGGAACUGUCAUAUGUAGCUUGUACGACAGAAAAGAUUUUCGAGGAGAAGAAGGAUCUGUAUGAUGUAUACGUGGACAAUCAGAAUGUAAAAACACACAAUGAGAACCUGCAGCCACUUCUGAGGAUCAACAGCGCAGACAGGGAUAAAUACCGCAAACUCAGUGAGCAGAGACAGAUGCUGCUGUACUCCCUGGAGGUGGAUGGGGAUUGUUCUUCCAGUGAAGAAGACCUCUUUAUCCUGUUUUUCAUGGAGCUGAACAACCGGAUCUUCCAGACACUUUGGGAGGUAUCCGGCAGUCAGGACAAGACUCUGACGGAGGAGCACGUGCGGGGCAUGGGGCUGGACCCCCAGGGGGACCGCAGCUUCCUCAUCGACCUGCUGGAGGUGUAUGGCAUCGAUGUCAUGCUGGUCAUCGACAACCCCUGCUGUCCCUGAACCUGCAGAGCUUUUUUCUCUUAACUGGAGCCUGCCAGAACUACGUGGGGGGUGUUGGGAAGCAUGUGUCUCCUUUAACCACUUGGACACCUUUGGUUAGGAUUUUUUUCUGGGGGCACGUUCCAAGUUUUGCAUUUCACAGAAGACUGCUGCUGUUCGAAGGGGGUUUUCAGAUCUUCCCUACGUGAGGAGUGAGCACUACACAGUGUCUUAAAUUAUGUUCACUUAAGGUUUUUUUAUUCUGUUCUUUUUGCUCCCCAGCUAAAGAGAUACAGAGGUCAUCAUGGGUAAUUGUUGACAGCUGGAGAAAGAGCCCAGAUGUUUUUAUUUUUUCUAAUUCUUUAAUUUUUUAACUGUUUGAACACAGUAACACUAAAAGUGUAGUAGAAUCACUUUGCUAUACCUGUAUAUAAUGUGUAGAAAAAAAAGUUGACUGUUUAAUAUUCAGAGAUGGCAAAAUCCUUUUCUGAUCUACCCUGGUAAGUGUGUAAUUUCUGAGCCAAAAACCAUUUGCGUUCCGGGCAAGUGAGAGAAAAGCUGUCAAGUAUGGUAGAUAAUAAUCUGAAGGUUAUAAAGUAUUUGUCAACAGAUGUACUUAGAAACUGAAGAGUAUGUGAAUAAAUGAGCAGUGAAAAUGCAGACCUGUCCACAAGGUAAUUCCCUAAAAUGUUACCAUGGUAACAGCAGAGUAAAGUCGCAGAGCGCAGAGGAAUGGUGAACUGUGUUAUCAACUGUUUGAAACCAUAGUAUAUCCCAGAAAAACCACUUUGUAUAAACUUGUAAAAUGUACUUAAAGACUGCAGUUACCUUACAAAUUAAUCGUGGUGGAGUGCAGUAAGCGCUUGCUAAAAAUAUUUUCUCAGUCUUAAAGUGGUGAUGAGAAAUAAUACAGAUGAUAUUUGUGGAGCUUUGCAGGAUACCCCUUGUUGGUGAACAAAACCAACCUACUCAUUUACUGUGACUUUCAGAAUGCCUUCAAACUGUGGGAGUUUAAUUUACUUCAUUCCUUAAGUGAACAUACAAGUUUCAGAGUUCAUCUCUGCCAGUGUUUUAAGAUAUAUUGAGAUGUAUUUUUGCUUCUAAAACUGCAAGCUGUUCACUGAUGAAGCCUUUCUCCACGUGUCAGUGGGACAGAGUAUUUAUUGAAUUUUUUAAAGAGUAUUUAUUGAUUGGCAUAAUUUAAAAAAUAAUUGGACUGUGAAAUGAAAGCCUCUUGCUGAUAAGUGAAAUAUUGGUGUUAACAUUUUUCUUGUGUUUCAGUAAUGGUUAUAUAUUGUUUUAUGUUUUUGCACUGUGCCUGAUGUUUUCUGUUCUUGUACAUCUUAUCUACGUGCUUUUUAGUGAAAAAAAUAGCAUUGAGGCAGGCCGCUAUACUGUACAUUGAUAUUUUUUUCAAAAUUCAAUAUCAUCACAGUAGAGAAUGUUCUCUGCAGUUAAUCAGCAGUCACUCAAGUGAUUUCCACUUAGUAAUUAAAAAAGAAAUCAAUUUAAGAGACGUGGAAUGAAAACCAGCAGCCACUGAGGUGUCAUGAUCCAGAUUAAAAUAAAGAGAUGUGAAGGCCACCAGUUCAGCUAUUUUUUUUUAAUCCUGAGCUUCUGCCAAAUCAAAACGUUUAAUAAGAAACCCUUCAGCAAAAGCCAGUUUGUAAAGCCUUUGGGUCUCUUGACUGUAGAGAGUGUGCUCUGCAUCGCCAGUCUCCUGUUAUUUGCAAAUUAAGACCAUUUUCAUUUGUCUCACAAUGUUCUCUUCCUAAAAUGUCACUCCUUGAAGAGCAGAGUGUUAAGGGUCUUAUAAUAAACAAGACAGAUUGUUAGUGCUUAAGAAUUUUUUUAAUUUGUUUUAAUUAGGAUAAUGGUGACAGUACAAAAAUAGGAAAUGAACUGUAGUUGAUAUGAAUGUCUUUUGAUUUUAGCCAUUUUCUGUCUUGGUGUUUUUCAUUUCAACUGUAUUUGAUUCUACUCCACUUAAGAGGGAAUAAACUUAAUCUAUUUCCCUUUCAGCUGUAGAGAAUGGUACUGUACUAAUACUUUAAUUCUUUACUCUGAUUACAGAGUUGGUCACUUUUUAUCUGCACCAGUAUGAAUGGUGUAUAGUGUUGAGAGAAGGUUUGUAAACCCUUAAGUAUUUUUUACGUUUGAAACAUAAAAUGAUAUUAAAUCUUAAUCCGACUCUUAGUAAUAGUCACUCGAUAAAACAAAUGACUCAGAAUAUAGCACUCUUUCAACAUUUAUGCUCAAGUGAUGCAUCAUUAUAUAUGUGUUCUAAUAGAUUCCUCUUGAAUACGGGAUAUGCUGCAUAUCCUGUCAAUAAAUGACAAAUUAAUAACAAUAUGCAUCUGAGACAAAGUUUGAGAACCUUCUUUAACUAAUGGCAGUGAGUUUUGAGAAUUUUUACCCAUUCCUCCUGACGGAACUUCAACUCUGUGCCAUUUGAAGGCUGCCUUGCAUGUACAGCUCAGUUUAGGUCCUGCCACAGUAUUUCAGUGGGCCUUAGGUCCGGACAUUGACUGCUAGGCCAUUGUAAAAUGCAAAAUGUCUCCUUCUGCAGCCAUUCUUUCGUAGAUCUGCUUUAAUUUUACGGAUCAUUGGCUUGCUGUAAACCCACUUUUGGUUCAGAUGCAGGUCAUGGACAGAUGGCCAGACAUUCUUCCCUGGAAUCCACUGAUACAAUGCAGAGUUCGUGGUUGUGUCAAUGAUGGCAAGUCAUCCAGGUCCUCAGGCAGAAAAGCAGCCCCAGACCAUCACAUUCCUACUACCAUGCUUGAUGGGUGGGAUGAGGUUAAUCUGUUCCAAUGUAGUGUUUGGAUUUCUCCAUUGGUUUCUCAUCGAGGGCAGAGUUCUAACUUUGACCUGUCUGGCCAGAGAGAGCCUUGUGGAUCAUCUGUAUGCUCUUUGCCAAACUUCAGAUGGGCAGCCCUUUUCUAUUUGGAGAGCAGCGAUUUUCUUCUUGCCAUCCUUCCUUAAACACCAUUUUUGUUCAGUCAUUUUCUGAUAGCCGAGUCAUGAACAGUCACAUUAGCUUAGGCAAAAGUGGCCUGCAAUUCCUUGGAUAUUUUGGGGUUCUUUGUCACUUGAUUAAUUUUCUGGCUUGUUCCUGGGACAAAGUCUGGAAGGAUGAGUGCUCCUGGGAGAGACUGUGAUCUUGAACUAUUUAUCAUUUGUAGA